AUGAAUCGAUAUUUAGGAGCUCGAGUUAUUAUUGCUUGUCGAAAUCUGCAUAAAGGACGUCUAGCAAUGGAGAAGCUUCUCGUGGAAACCAGUGCUAAUACAAACAAUAUUCGAUUGAUGGAAUGUGAUCUUUGUUCAUUGGAAUCGGUUCGAACUUUUGCCAAACUAUACAAUGAAGAGGAAGAAAGAUUGGAUAUCUUGAUUUGUAAUGCUCGUCUUAGUUGGUCAUCGCCUAUUAUGACUAAAGAUGGUUUCAAUGCAGUGAUUCAAGCCAAUUAUCUUGGCCAUUUUCUUCUUACAAACCUUCUAUUAGAUAAAUUGAAAAAAUGUCGACCAAGUCGUAUAAUCAAUGUAUCAUCUGAACUGCAUGACAGUAUAGAAUCAAUUAAUUGGUCAGAUAUUUUUACUCAGUUUCGAAAUCCUCAUUGGCAUGGUGCUUAUCCAUCAUCGAAGCUAUUCCAAAUUCUAUCGACAGUCAAACUGAAACAGGAUUUAUUCGCGGAACAUAUCGAUGUCUUUGCGUUGACUCCCGGCUGGUUAUCAACUUCACACAGUAGAUCAUCAGCACACGUCAUUAGUUGGUUAGCAUUCAAUCUGUCUUAUCCAUUCGUGCGUUAUUUGAAAUUCGUAUUUGCUAAAACGACUGAAAUCGGUGCACAUACAGUUGUUUAUUGUGCUGUUGAACCGACACUGGAAAAAUCAAAUGGUUUAUAUUUUCAAAAUUGUGCUAUUGCACAGCCAUCGCCAUUGGCAACUGAUCAAACAUCGGUCGAACGACUCUGGAAAAUGAGUCUUGAAGCAGUUGUACUUUGA
Rotaria sp. Silwood1 is the source of this 813-nucleotide messenger RNA. The record is from the annotation of a GenBank genome assembly. Lineage: Eukaryota; Metazoa; Rotifera; Eurotatoria; Philodinida; Philodinidae.